CAUGGCUGCCGUACGGAGCAGCAAACUUCUACAUAAGUUUGUUGAAUUUCCAACGGGGAAGACUGCAUCAGUCAUCUUAUUACACGGCUCAGGAGACACUGGACAGGGAGUGCGAGCAUGGGUCAAAGAGGUUUCGGUACCAGACCUGGCUUUCCCCCACAUCAGAGUGGUAUAUCCCACAGUCCUAGCCAGGCCAUACACACCCAUGCGGGGGGCUCUGUCCAAUGUGUGGUUUGACCGCUACAAGAUCUCACAGGACAGUCUGGAGCACUUGGAGUCUAUAGACGCCAUGGCCAAGUCCUUGGGAGCGGUUAUACAGGAGGAGAUCAGGGCAGGAGUACCAAAACACAGGAUGAUCAUAGGGGGUUUCUCUAUGGGCGGAGCUAUGGCACUCCACCUAGCGUGUCGUUAUCACCGUGACGUAGCAGGAGUCUUUGCUCUGUCCAGCUUUCUCAACAAGGAUGUAGUAUAUCAGGCUGUGGAGGAGAGGGCAGGGGCGGGGAGCCCCCUCCCAGAGCUGUUCCAGGGCCAUGGGACAGGAGACGAGUUGGUGUUCCAUAUGUGGGGAGAAGAAACUACGGCAGUGCUGAAGAAGGCUGGGAUGACGACCACCUUCCACUCGUUCCAAGGCCUCCAGCACCAGCUCUUCCGGCCAGAGAUUGAGCUACUGCGCUCCUGGAUCCUCAUCAAGCUGCUCCCGGACAGUCUAGAUGCUAGUGGGAAGUGACCAGUCAGCCCCACACCACUAAACAGACACAUUAACCAUACGUUAUUAACACGUUAAUAACACGUUCACACUAUUGAGCUGAUUUAAACUGAGCCAAACCAAACUGUACUGCGCUGGCCUGGUAAAGCAUUGCCCGUAGUUUCUGGAAUAAAGCUGGAAAAGCGAGCCAACACGGUUCGGUUGGUAUUAUAGUGCGAAAAGGAUAUUAACGUGCUGAGUGGGCUGUGGACCACCUCACAACCUCUGUUGGACACAAUACCGUUAAAAAAUGUUUUGGUGUCAAUAAAAAAAAAAAAAAUUGGCUUGGA
This is a messenger RNA of Salvelinus sp. IW2-2015, 1035 nucleotides long. Its product is annotated as lysophospholipase-like protein 1. The record is from RefSeq and is a predicted model, not a curated record. Gene Ontology annotation, molecular function: palmitoyl-(protein) hydrolase activity; carboxylic ester hydrolase activity. Gene Ontology annotation, cellular component: cytoplasm. Gene Ontology annotation, biological process: protein depalmitoylation. Lineage: Eukaryota; Metazoa; Chordata; Actinopteri; Salmoniformes; Salmonidae.